Messenger RNA from Candidula unifasciata, 1020 nucleotides. The record is from the annotation of a GenBank genome assembly. Lineage: Eukaryota; Metazoa; Mollusca; Gastropoda; Stylommatophora; Geomitridae.
AUGACCUUUAACACUUCCCUAGUUGUACAAUGCAAAGAGUCGGCAUACAUACAAUGUGUUCCUCCAAAGAUAGGGCCAUUACCAAAAAAGGUGUUUAAUAUUGUUUAUUUAAGGCGCCCCGGAUGGGCAUCUGCGGAUCUGGCAACGUGUGAAAUAAACCGGUGUAUAAUAUCGGAUGGACCUGUUACACACGAAACAGACAUAGUACUAGUCAACGGAGUGGGUCUUAGGGAUAACUUCAAGCCCCCGAAGAGAUGGCCAAACCAGACCUAUAUUCUUGCCAAUUGGGAGCCGCCGAUGGAAAUUAACUCAGAUUUUUUAAACAAUGAACAGUCUCCCUGGAAUGCUCGCAUUGACCUUAUCAUGAGCUACCGUAUGGAUGCUGAUAUCUUUGUCCCAUACUCUCAUCUUUUGUUUAGACCCAAACCACUGGAACAAAGACCGGAUUACUAUAAGAUCGCCCAGAGCAAGACAAAGACAGCUGUGUGGAUGGUUAGUAGAUGUUCGACGCCUAACAGGAGAAUGGAGUACGUCAAGGAGAUGCAGAAAUACAUCGACGUUGAUAUAUUUGGAGGAUGUGGACAUCCCUGCCCUAGGUCCAGCUCCAACUGCAACAACUGGACGACCACAUAUAAAUUCUACCUCUCCUUCGAGAACUCUCAUUGCAAGGAUUAUGUCACCGAGAAAUUCUUCAAGUUAUUUCAGCAAAACGUCCAUGUGAUUCCUGUUGUGAGAGGCGGCGCUGAUUACCACAAAUACUUCCCUGAGUUUACUUUCAUCAACACUGCUGACUUUAAGACGGCGAAACAUUUGGCUCUUCAUUUAAAACAUUUGGCCUCUGAUCUACAAAUAUACACCAAGUACUUGGAAUAUAAGGACUUUUACGUGUAUACCGGACGUAUCGAUCAUUUAUGUAAAUUUUGCUCGUUCUUGCACAUCCGCAAGUUACCUGCUUCAAAAGCGUACAAUUUGAAAAGAUGGGUUGAUGACAACCAUUGUUACAAUCUUACAGAUAUCUAA